AUGAGUGACGAAACGGCGUCGUCUUCGUCUCCGUCUCCGGCGAAGAAGAAGCAGAGUUUGGGAUGGAUGGAGUGGAUGAGAGGCUGGAGCAGUGUUUUCCAGGAGAUUCUCUUCCAGAGGAUCACAGCGUCUCAUUUGGAGAACCCUCUCCCUCUUCCUCCCGUCAACGACCUCACUUGCGUCGUCACUGGCUCCACCAGCGGCAUUGGUCGCGAGACCGCCAGGCAGCUUGCAGAGGCUGGUGCUCAUGUUGUGAUGGCUGUGAGGAACACAAAAGCAGCUCAUGAGCUGAUACAGCAAUGGCAGAACGAGUGGUCUGGUAGAGGUCUCCCACUUAAUAUCGAGGCAAUGGAACUUGAUCUUCUUUCACUGGAUUCUGUGGCGAGGUUUGCUGAUGCUUGGAACGCCCGUUUAGGACCUUUGCAUGUUCUGAUUAACAAUGCCGGCAUAUUUGCUAUGGGAGAGGCGCAGAAGUUCUCAGAGGAUGGAUAUGAGCAGCACAUGCAAGUGAAUCAUUUAGCUCCAGCGCUGCUUUCAGUACUCCUUUUGCCGUCUCUGAUCCGAGGCUUUCCUAGCCGAAUCAUUAAUGUCAAUUCCAUUAUGCAUGGUGUCGGUUUUGUUGACCCGGAUGACAUGAAUGUUGUUUCCGGUAGACGUAAGUACUCGAGCCUUGUAGGAUACUCGAGCAGCAAGCUUGCCCAGAUUAUGUUUAGUAGCAUUCUUUUCAAAAAGCUGCCUCUGGAAACAGGAGUCAGCGUCAUAUGUCUAUCCCCUGGUGCUGUGCUAACAAAUGUUGCCAGGGAUCUUCCCAGAUCUCUCCGAGCUGUUUACGCAGUGAUACCUUAUUUCAUAUUUUCACCCCAAGAAGGUUGUAGAAGUACCCUAUUCUCUGCCACAGACCCUCAGAUUCCAGAGUACUGGGAAACACUAAAGAACGAUGAUUGGCCUGUUUGCCCGUUCAUCUCUCAAGAUUGCCGUCCUGCAAAUCCUUCCGAAGAAGCGCACAACACAGAAACUGCUCAGAGAUUGUGGGAAAAGACGUUAGAGCUGGUGAGUCUUCCUCUCGAUGCAGUUGAGAAGCUCAUAGAAGGAGAAAAUAUCCAAUGCCGUUAUGGAGCUCAACCCGAAUAG
Molecule: messenger RNA, 1131 nt
Organism: Microthlaspi erraticum
Lineage: Eukaryota; Viridiplantae; Streptophyta; Magnoliopsida; Brassicales; Brassicaceae
Source: the annotation of a GenBank genome assembly